This is a messenger RNA of Schistocerca gregaria, 867 nucleotides long. RefSeq lists its product as uncharacterized. The record is from RefSeq and is a predicted model, not a curated record. Lineage: Eukaryota; Metazoa; Arthropoda; Insecta; Orthoptera; Acrididae. The transcript is spliced from 4 exons. The coding region runs from base 319 to 867 and encodes 182 amino acids.
CCAUCUACAUCUGCUUGUGUACAAAAACGCGUCCUCUGAGAGCACCUCUGCUUACGGCUGACCUGAAGACCUUCAACUUGCUUUCCUGUACUACCCUUUUCUAUGCUGCGAACUUCUUACGCGCAGUUUCCACCCUCUGGGAUCACGAAGGCCGCGAGGCCUUCUCUACACGCAGUCUGAAUGCCGGAGAACGGCAAUCCACACCCACAGCCAUAAAACAGAACCUGUACACACGCACACAGAAGCUCAAAGAGAUAUACAUAUACAUGUAGAUUUCACUUUUCUGUUUUAUUUUGUACUUAUCUUCAAACUGAAAAAAUGAAUUUAGGGUCAUCGAGCAGCCGAAGAACGAUCGAAGAAAACGAUUACUUCGAUACAAAAGAACAAGAAGCGAUUAUAGAAAAAUUUAGGGAACAAAAUGACCAGACAAAGACCUUAUGCAAGAGAUUCAUUGUCCUCGGCGGCGUUAUUUUUGGUGGAAUUAAGGGCUAUUUCUUGAUGAACCAGAUCAUGCAUCCGUGGAGUAUAGAGCCACAUAAGAGUUAUGAAGGCCAAAUUCCCUCACUCAUCAUCAUUAUGUGGGAGUUCUUGUCAAUGACUUUAUAUUUAUAUGCUCCCGUCUAUAUCAUUUCUAAGGACUUCCAAAAAAAACGCAAAGUGAACCUAAUCCCAUACAUUGGCACAAUAUUUUUUACUAUGACGUGGAUCUUAUUUGUGGGUUUUAAAUUCAAUCCAGAACUAAUAUGGUUUUUCUUAGGUAAUCUUGCGUACCAUAUCGUUUUCAAGUAUGCGGAAUACAUGUCCUCGGAUAGUGAGAGGCAAAUAAGGGAGCUAAGAGCUUCCAUGUACAAAUUCAAUAAACCCUAG